Messenger RNA from Musa acuminata AAA Group (dessert banana), 1159 nucleotides. Its product is annotated as NDR1/HIN1-like protein 26. The coding region runs from base 156 to 818 and encodes 220 amino acids. The record is from RefSeq and is a predicted model, not a curated record. Gene Ontology annotation, biological process: defense response to other organism. Gene Ontology annotation, cellular component: plasma membrane; plasmodesma. The transcript has a single exon. NCBI's taxonomy places the organism in Eukaryota, Viridiplantae, Streptophyta, Magnoliopsida, Zingiberales, Musaceae.
UGGAAGGAGAUGACAACCAUCAAGUCAUAAGCUUUCUCUCUCCAUCAACAUCCCUGUGCUUGUUAACUCGGCUACCCUCGACGUGCUGCUCCCUGUAAGACAUCCAUCCGUAGCUCAGCUCAAAUACAUACACAUCCAACAGCUUUCCGGCGACCAUGCCCAUGUUUCACUCGCCCUGCCUCCCCACCCAAAGCCGGUCCAAUCCCCACCACCGACCCCGGCUCACCGCCAGCCGGAUUCGAGAAAGCCUGACGACCCGGUUCACCAAGUGCGUCUGCUCCCUCCUCCUCACCCUCCUCCUCAUCGUCGGCAUCGUCGUCUUCGUCCUCUGGCUCAACCUCCGUCCUCACCGACCCCAUCUGCACAUCGCCGAGUUCGCCGCCCCCGGCCUCGCCGACCCGGCCGGUCUGUCCGACUCGGUCAUUUCAUUCAACGUCACGGACCGGAACCCGAACCAGAAGAUCGGCAUCUACUACGACGCCAUGGUCGGCUCGGUCUACUACAGGGAUCGGCUGGUGGGGUCCGGACAGGUGAUGUUUCCGUUCUACCAACCGCCGAAGAACACGACGGCGAUCACGGGGCAGAUGGCGGGGGCGCGAAUCGCCGCCGGGGGCACCUUGGCGGCUCAAUUGGCGGGGGACGUGGCGAGGGGGCGGAUCGCGCUGCGGUUCGAGCUCGGCUCGACCAUCCGGUUCAAGGUGAAGACGUGGGACACCCACCGACACCAUUUGCAUGUGGAGUGCGACGUGGUCGUGGGCUCCGACGGCGGUGCUCUGCCGGAGUCCAAGAACAAGAGGUGCCCCAUCUACUUCAUUUGAAACCUCGCCAUCGUUUCUUCUUUCCAUGCUUCAUUUCUGGUUUGUAUGAGCUCUCUCGUUCUGCGAUGCCGUCAAUGGAUUCCUUGAGACGUGGGACAACGCAUCCAGAAUUGGCAUUACAAAGGACAACAUCAAUUUAAUAUUUCACAUUUAUGUAGCAGUGGAUUCCCCGUCCAUCAAAUGCAAGAGUGAACAAGUGUCAGUAUUAGAUACGAACAAGAAAUCCAACACCCCCUUCUCCGAUUUGCUGCUCAAUGUGUGUUAAAUUUGAACCAGCUCUCGCAAGACAUUUGUUACUUCAUCCAAUCCCUGAGGUUAUUUUCUUCGUAUUCAUCGGAUUU